Messenger RNA from Perognathus longimembris pacificus (Pacific pocket mouse), 4532 nucleotides. RefSeq names its product Mov10 RISC complex RNA helicase (gene Mov10). The record is from RefSeq and is a predicted model, not a curated record. Lineage: Eukaryota; Metazoa; Chordata; Mammalia; Rodentia; Heteromyidae. Gene Ontology annotation, molecular function: 5'-3' RNA helicase activity; RNA binding. The transcript is spliced from 21 exons. The coding region runs from base 1284 to 4295 and encodes 1003 amino acids.
UAUCUGCCUCGGCCUCCUGAAUGAUGGGAUUACAGUAGUAGAGCUGCUGCCUACCUAAGCAGCAGCGAUUUUUAGUUCACCCUUUUUCCCCUGGGGCUUCAUCAAGUAAUUAGUGGAGAGAAAAGGUAAAAUCUUUGGCUGCUUUCCAAGUUUUUCCCACAAGUUUGCAUAAUCAAUUUCUAGGGCAUGAAAAUUUUUUCCUCGCUCUUAUUUUCCCAGCGUGUCACUCUGAUUCUCACUAAUAACUGCAUUUCCUGUUAAAGCCUGUUUGCUGGUUUUCCUUGAUUGUUGGCUUGGAAGGAGGUAGAGGGUUAUUAUAAUGUGGAGAACGACCUGGACUUUUCUCACAAUACCUUAGAUUGUGGAGUGGCCUCCCAUGAGGGGAUUUAGACAACACUAGCUUUGGUAUGCUUUGUUUUUUAAAAUGCAAUUUAGUAUCUUUAUCUCAUCCCAGUAGGUGUUUUGUUUUUUCUCUCUGGAAGAUAACUACAUGCAAAAGGCGCGUUACAUUUGUUUUUGUGGAAGCCUCGCCCCCUUCGGUUUGUCUAAACAGCUUCUUAAGCACAUUGCUCUUUUCCUGGUAGUGAUGCUGUUAAGUGUUAACUGUUCAUUGCCUAACAUAAUAGUACCCUGCUCUCAGGGAGCUAAUUAUGUUUUGAUGACUGGGGCAGCCCCUACUUUCAUACUAAGAACAAUAAAAGAGCAAUACAGACCAGAGUGUAAUUAAGUGUCCAAAUAUGUGGCUCAAGGUUAAGGAUCACCAGCCUUUCAACAUAAUGAAUCCUGUGUGGCGGAAAAAAAAGUCUUCACUGUUCUUCCUGGCAGAACCACUUGUCCCUCACUCCCACACGUACACACACACACCUUUAUCUCUUCUCUUCCCCCCACCCCAGUACUUCCCCCAAACUUCGGUCUUGCCCUCCUCCCUACAUCUGAAAGCCAGAGUGGGGAAAUGGAGGAGGGGGGGCGUGACGCCCGCCUCAGUACUGGUUUAUGUCCCCGUCAGUCUGGGGGAGGUGCUGGACGAGCUGCCCCAGUCCAGCUGCAGCCGACCCAGGUUCCAGUCCCUGCCCUUUGGUCUCCGGCUUUGCAAUAAGUCCCUAGGCUCUGGAGGGUGGGCGAGGGAGUAGCCCUGUGGAGUCUCAGACUUUUCUGGGCUGUUAGGGGGCCCCAAGCGAUAGCCACGUUCUUCUCCUGGCGAGCAGCCAGGGGAGGAAGCUGGGGCGCAGCGGCGACUUUCAGUUUCAUUUCACCGACCCUCCCGCCUGGGCCGCGCCGCCGCGAUGCCCAGCAAGUUCAGCUACCGGCAGCUCCGGGAGACCGGCCAGCACUUCGAGAGUUUCCUGGCUGCUCGGGGACUGGAUCUGGAGACUGAUCGCGAGCGGCUGCGGACCAUUUAUAACCGCGACUUCAAGACCAGCUUUGGGAGCCCCGCCCCUGGCUUCUCCUCCAUGCUGUACGGAAUGAAGAUUGCAAAUCUGGCCUACGUCACCAAGACUCGGGUCAGGUUCUUCAGUCUUGACCCCUGGGUCGAUGUGCGGUUCCCAGAAAAGAGGAGAAUGAAGCUGGGGUCAGAUAUCAGCAACCACCACAAGUCACUGCUAGCCAAGAUCUUUUAUGACAGGGCUGAGUAUCUUCAUGGGAAGCAUGGGGUAGACGUGGAAGUCCGGGGGCCCCAUGAAGCCCGAGAUGGGCAGCUUCUUAUUCGCCUGGAUUUAAAUCGCAAAGAAGUGCUGACCCUUAGACUUCGAAAUGGAGGGCCCAAGCCUGUUACUCUCACUCACCUCUUCCCACUCUGCUGGACACCCCAGUUUACUUUCUACAAUGCUGAUCAGGAGCUGCCCUGUCCCCUGGGCCCUGGUGAAUACUAUGAGCUCCAUGUCCACUGUAAGACCAGUUUUGUGGGCUACUUUCCUGCUACUGUGCUCUGGGAACUUCUGGGACCAGGAGAAUCUGAGUCAGAAGAAGCUGGAACUUUCUACAUUGCCCGCUUCUUGGCAGCUGUUGCCCAUAGCCCCCUGGCUGCACAGUUGAAGCCCACAACUCCCUACAAGCGUGUCCGGAUCACUAGCAACCCUGUGGUGACUAACCGUGUAGAGGAAGGCGAGAGACCUGACCGUGCUAAGGGCUAUGAACUAGAGCUAACUAUGGCACUGGGGACCUACUACCCCCCACCCCACCUCAGGCAAGUGCUCCCCAUCCUUCUUCAGGGAACAAGUGUCUUCACUGCCCCUAAAGAGAUUGCAAAGAUCAAGGCCCAGCUGGAGACAGCUCUGAAGUGGAAGAACUAUGAGAUGAAGCUCCGGUUGUUGCUGCACUUGGAGGAGCUGCAGAUGGAGCAUGACAUCCGACACUACGACCUGGAGUCAGUGCCCAUGACUUGGGACCCCAUGGAUCAGAACCCCAGGCUGCUCACACUGGAGGUUCCUGGGGUGGCUGAGAGCCGCCCCUCAGUGCUACGAGGUGAUCAUUUGUUUGCCCUCUUGUGCUCUGAGACACACCAGGAAGACUCUGUCACCUAUAAGGGCUUCGUGCACAAGGUGGAAUUGGACCGUGUCAAGCUCAGCUUUUCUCCAAGCCUCAUGAACCGCUUUGUGGAUGGGCUGACCUUCAAGGUGAACUUCACCUUCAACCGCCAGCCCAUGAGGGUCCAGCACCGUGCCCUGGAGCUGACAGGACGCUGGCCACUGUCACCUUUGCUUUUUCCUGUGGCCUCCUGUGGGGCUGCGCUGCUUCCUGCAGAUGUGAAGCUUAAGCUGUUUGACCGAAGUCUGGAGUCAAACCCAGAGCAGCUACAGGCCAUGAAGCACAUUGUUAUGGGUACCACCCGGCCAGCCCCCUACAUCAUCUUUGGGCCUCCAGGAACUGGCAAGACUGUCACAUUGGUGGAGGCCAUUAAGCAGGUGGCGAAGCACUUACCUAAAGCUCACAUCCUGGCCUGUGCUCCCUCCAACUCUGGGGCUGACCUUCUCUGUCAGCGGCUCCGGGUCCACAUGCCCAGCUCUAUCUACCGCAUCUUGGCCCCCAGCAGGGACAUCCGCAUGGUCCCUGAGGACAUUAAGCCCUGCUGUAACUGGGAUCCUAGGAAGGGCGAGUAUGUGUUUCCUGCCAAGAAGCAGCUGCAGGAAUAUCGGGUCUUAAUUACCACCCUCAUCACUGCCAGCAGGUUGGUGUCAGCCCAGUUUCCCAUCGAUCACUUCACACACAUCUUCAUCGAUGAAGCUGGUCACUGCAUGGAGCCUGAGAGUCUGGUGGCCAUAGCAGGACUGAUGGAAGUCAGGGAAACAGGCAACCCAGGAGGGCAGCUGGUGCUGGCAGGAGACCCUCGGCAGCUGGGGCCUGUACUGCGAUCCCCACUGACCCAGAAGUAUGGGCUGGGGUACUCUCUGCUGGAGCGGCUGCUCACAUAUAACACACUGUACAAGAAGGGCCCCAAUGGCUACAACCCCCAGUUUAUAACCAAAUUGCUCCGAAACUACAGGUCUCAUCCCACCAUUCUGGAUAUUCCUAACCGACUGUACUAUGAGGGAGAGCUGCAGGCUUGUGCAGACACAGUCGAUCGCGAGCGCUUCUGUCGCUGGGAGGGUCUUCCCCAACAGGGCUUUCCCAUUAUCUUUCAUGGUGUAAUGGGCAAAGAUGAGCGCGAGGGCAAUAGCCCAUCCUUCUUCAACCCUGAAGAGGCCGCCACAGUGACUUCCUACUUGAAGCUGCUCCUGGCCCCUUCCUCCAAGAAGGGCAAAGCCCGCCUGAGCCCUCGAAGUGUGGGCGUCAUCUCUCCAUACCGGAAGCAGGUGGAAAAAAUCCGCCACUGUAUUACCAGACUUGACAGGGAGCUGCGGGCACUGGAUGACAUCAAAGACUUAAAGGUGGGCUCUGUGGAAGAAUUCCAAGGGCAAGAACGAAGUGUCAUCCUCAUCUCCACAGUGCGAAGCAGCCAGGGUUUUGUACAACUGGACCUGGACUUCAAUCUGGGUUUCCUUAAGAACCCUAAGCGGUUCAAUGUGGCAGUGACGCGGGCCAAGGCACUGCUCAUUGUAAUAGGCAACCCUCUUCUCCUGGGCCAUGAUCCUGACUGGAAAGCAUUCCUGGAGUUCUGUAAAGAAAACGGGGGGUAUACUGGGUGCCCCUUUCCUGCCAAGCUGGACCUGCAGCAGGGACAGAACUCACUCCUAGGUCUGAGCAAGCUCAGCCCCUCUACCUCAGGCUCCCACGGCCAUGACUACCUCCCCCAGGAGAGGGAGGGUGAAGGGAGCUUGUGCCUGCAAGUGGAGCCCGAGUGGAGGAAUGAGCUCUGAAGAUACAGCUACCUGCCUUCGCCAGCUUUCUCACGCCAGCCAAGCCUUAACCGCUGCCCAACCCUGAACCUGAACCCAGCCCAGCUGCCCCUGGGAAGGAUGGGAAGGCUGGGGAGGGAGUUUACAACCCAAGCCAUUCCUCCCCUUCCCCUGCUGGGGAGAGUGACAUACCAAGCUGCUAACAAUUGGGGGAAGGGAGGAAGAAAAACUCUGAAAACAAAACCUCAUUCUAAGCAA